Messenger RNA from Apis dorsata (giant honeybee), 1181 nucleotides. RefSeq names its product homeobox protein DLX-5-like. The record is from RefSeq and is a predicted model, not a curated record. Gene Ontology annotation, cellular component: nucleus. Lineage: Eukaryota; Metazoa; Arthropoda; Insecta; Hymenoptera; Apidae. Gene Ontology annotation, biological process: regulation of transcription by RNA polymerase II. Bases 8 to 1138 code for a protein of 376 amino acids. Gene Ontology annotation, molecular function: RNA polymerase II cis-regulatory region sequence-specific DNA binding; DNA-binding transcription factor activity, RNA polymerase II-specific. The transcript is spliced from 3 exons.
AAUCGAGAUGAUGGUGAAAAACGUGGAGACCUGUUACUUGCCGAUCUCGCCUAUAAGCGAGCAAUCCUCCAUGUCGCCCGAGAAUUGGAACGUGUUUCAAAGCGGGGAUAUCGUCGCGUCCAACUUUGGGAAUGGGCACAACAACAUGGCCAACAACGUGGAUGGGUCAACGAAUUUACGAGGGGAGAUGCAGAGACCGGUGCACGAUCAUCUACAAGUAAUGGCGGAGCAACAACAAAAUGGGGUUCAAGAGCGUAAAGGAUCAUCAACUUCUCAACAGGCGUAUAUUUCUCAAGGUGGAAAUCAAAAGAAGUCGAAACGGUCUCGCACGGCGUACACCAGCGUCCAAUUGGUGGAGCUCGAGAAGGAGUUCACGGUGACGAAAUACCUGUGCCGGCCGCGCAGGAUAGAAUUGGCGAUCGCGUUGUCCCUGACCGAGCGCCAGAUCAAGAUUUGGUUUCAAAAUCGGCGCAUGAAGUACAAGAAGGAGCAACAACAAACGAGGCAGAUCAAUUCUCUUCAACGAAACGGAGAAGCGAGUGGACAGAACGCAGGCGAUUCACCGGUGCAAGUAACAACUCCCCCCACCGCCGAUAAUUCCGUGAAAAAUUGUGCGCAGAAGGAAUAUAUACAGAGCGUCGUGGAGCAGCGUAACAACGCGGCUUUGGUUAAUAAUCAUAGGAGCGGCAACGUUGCAACGUCGCACGUUGCGCAAAACGUCGAUCAAAUGAUGCGUACAAAUUCGUGCGGCGGCCACGCGAAUUUAAUAGCGCAACAGUAUUGCCAGCAAUUCGGCCAGUAUCAAUUACCGACCGGCCAAUCGAAUUUCUUCAAUGUUCAUAGGGGACAGGAGGGGGAAGAGAACAUUGGCUAUCGUCAAUAUUCUCAACAAUGGGACGAGCAGUAUGCCUUUAGUGAUCCGUCUUUACGGAAUUACGAUUACGAGUGUGCCAACAACGUUUUCGCCGUCGGAUUGACGCAUAAUUAUAAUAACACGCAGGGAAUGGAAAUGAAUAAUUUCGAAUCGAACGGUUUCAAUUUCGUUUCGAAUAAUAAUUUGAAUAACCUGGACGAGAUUAUACGGGAAAGCGUGUAUCUCGAUAUUCAAAAUUUAUCGGACGAUUUGAUACAAUUGUAAAUUUACUCGUGAUACGUUUUUUAUUUUAUUUUAUAGAUCGAAU